Molecule: messenger RNA, 2387 nt
Organism: Pyrus x bretschneideri (Chinese white pear)
Lineage: Eukaryota; Viridiplantae; Streptophyta; Magnoliopsida; Rosales; Rosaceae
Product: SUPPRESSOR OF GAMMA RESPONSE 1
Exons: 8
Coding region: 289-1653 (454 amino acids)
Biological process (GO): regulation of DNA-templated transcription
Cellular component (GO): nucleus
Molecular function (GO): transcription cis-regulatory region binding; DNA-binding transcription factor activity
Source: RefSeq, a predicted model, not a curated record
CCUUUUAGCGUCAAUCGGUCUCAGCGUGGAAGCAGAGACGAAGCGGAGUGAGAGAGAGAUAGAGAGAGAAAGCAAGUCUGCUACGGUCACCGAAGACGAAAGCUUUGCCUCUGGGUUGGGCUUCUUUAUCGUCGCCGCUCAUCCAUGGCUGGCGUCAAUCGGUCUCAGCGUGGAAGCAGAGACGAAGCGGAGUGAGAGAGAGAUAGAGAGAGAAAGCAAGUCUGCUACGGUCACCGAAGACGGAAGCUUUCCCUCUGAGUUGGGCUUCUUUAUCGUCGCCGCUCAUCCAUGGCUGGGCCAUCAUGGUUGUUUGACAAAAAUAGAAUCGCAACAAAAAUCAGGAGUGCAUCUGGAAGCUAUGAUUCUGUUGGAAUUAAAUGGCAAAGCAACCCAACUAAAUCUUGUCCAAAAUGCCAUUAUACGAUUGACAAUAGUGAUGUUGCUCAAGAGUGGCCGGGUUUACCCAAGGGUGUAAAAUUUGAUCCAACUGAUCAAGAGAUUAUAUGGCACUUACUUGCAAAAUCUGGUGUAGGUGAUCAAAAACCCCAUCCUUUUAUUGAUGAGUUUAUUCUAACUGUUGACGACGACGAAGGAAUCUGUUGUUCCCAUCCUAGGAAACUACCUAAUGUUAAGCUAGAUGGAAGUCCCUCCCACUUCUUUCAUAGAGCAAUUAAGGCUUACAAUACUGGAACACGAAAGCGGCGAAAGAUACAUGAUGGUGAUGGUGAUGUCCGCUGGCACAAGACUGGAAGGACUAAGCCAGUGAUAUUGGAUGGAGUACAAAAAGGGUGCAAGAAGAUUAUGGUUCUUUACAUGAGCACGGUCGGAGGAGGAAAACCUGUGAAAACCAAUUGGGUUAUGCAUCAAUAUCACCUAGGCAUUGAGGAGGAUGAGAAGGAUGGAGAGUAUGUUAUAUCAAAAAUAUAUUACCAGCAGCAGGAAGCCAAGCAAGCUGAUAAAACUGAUCAAGAUGUUCCUGAAAGUAUUGAUGCGGUGAUCACAAAGGUAGAUCCAGUCACUCCCAAGUUGGUUACUCCUGAACCUCCACGCGCCGAACAAAAGCUUGGUGAUUUUGAUUUGGGACUGGAUACUCCUGCUCCUGCCAGGGAUCCCUUUCUUCAGUAUCGUGUGGAAGACGGUGCUGAAGAUGAAGUGCAUCCUGAUGUUGACUCUGCUUUGGAUGAAGCUUAUACCGAGGUGAACCAUGCUGAAGAUGUUCGCCCUGAAUCUGAAAUUCCUGACGAUUAUGAUCAACACAAGGUAGAAAACCAAGCCGAUGAAGUAAUUAAUAACACUGAAAACAUUGAUCAUGCUCAGGAAGAUCCAAAAUGGUGGGACAAUGAGUCACAGAACCUUUUGGAUUCGCAACAACUUGUGGAAGGGUUGUCUCUGUGUGAUGAGCUCCUUCAGAGCCAAUCUCCAAAUAGGGGUGGGCAUGAAAAUGGUGAACAAGCACAUGUCAAACCCCGUCUUGCUGAUUACGCUAAACUAGGACCUGAGGAUUUAAAGAAGGAUCUAGAGGCGUGCCAAAAUAUUGUCCUUGAUCCUGCUAAUAUUAUGGACCUUGAUACACCUCCGGAUUUCCGGCUCAGCCAGCUGGAAUUUGGGUCACAGGAGAGUUUCCUUUCUUGGGGUGGCAAGGUGGCUGACUGAACAUGGUUCGGGAUUUUUGUGUUGGUUAUGGUCAAAUGGUGCUUGGCAUUCGAAUUAUAACGGAUUCAACUGCAUAAAACAAGCGAAAACGGAAAGGCGAGAGACGUGUGGACCAUCAAAUGAUUGAAAACUCGAUGCUUUAUCAACGCCAAGGAAAACACUGAUGAGUUUCACCUCUGUCGUCGAAUGAGAACAGGUUGGACAAUGAAAACAUUCAUGAACUCUCAGGGCUGCGCAGGUCAUGCAAGUUGGCUUUGAAAAUAGCUUGAGAGACCACUGGGCCUAGCCCCGCUGUUGAAUUAAGCACUUGGAGGUAAAAGUGCUUGUUGAUGAGCAGCAUACUUGCUCGUGGGGAAUCCAGAUGGGACCUAACCUGGAAAAGCAGCUUCUACUGGUGCCCUUUUAGCAUGUUGUAGGGUAAGUGACCUAGUUGGAAUAGGGCACGGCACCCCUUUGUUGUAUUCGCAAGACCUUGCCUAAUGCUUCCCUCCCUUGGCAAAUACAAUUGGUCAUCUUUUUCUCUUUGAUGCCUUGAUGGGGCUAAAAAGCAGACAAAGAGGGCCACAGCACCCUGGCUUUUUUGGGCUCCAAUGAAAGAAAAGAACUGGACAAGGAGCCCCUGAAUUUUAUAUAUCUGUCUACAUGCUGUGCAUGACGUUUUGUCUUUGUAACAUUAUUAAAACAUGAUUUUCUUUAACGUUAACCCUAUUUGUGUAGGGUUUUUAGAUGCAAGA